AUGUUCUUUUCCCACCUGCGAAACUUGACCUAUCCUCACCACCUCAUCGACCUUGCCUUUCUCGUGUCUGACUCCAAGGACCGCACUCUCCAGGUCCUCUCCAACAUGCUUGAAGAAGUCCAAGCUGAUGAAGAUGCGAAGCAGCCAUACGGAGAAAUCUCCAUCAUUGAGAAAGACUUUGGACAAAAGGUGAACCAAGACGUCGAGAGCCGCCAUGGGUUUGCUGCUCAGGCAAGCAGAAGAAAAUUGAUGGCGCAAGCCCGGAACUGGCUUCUGAGUGCUGCAUUGCGGCCCUACCACUCCUGGGUAUACUGGCGUGAUGUCGAUGUUGAGACGGCCCCUUUCACCAUUCUCGAAGAUCUCAUGCGUCACAACAAGGACGUCAUUGUGCCAAAUGUAUGGCGUCCUUUGCCUGAUUGGCUUGGCGGAGAGCAGCCCUACGACCUUAACUCGUGGCAAGAGUCAGAAACAGCGUUGGCUCUUGCGGAUACCCUCGACGAAGACGCCGUAAUUGUCGAAGGCUACGCUGAAUACGCGACAUGGCGACCUCAUCUGGCAUAUCUGCGAGACCCAUACGGUGACCCAGAUAUGGAGAUGGAAAUUGAUGGAGUGGGUGGUGUCAGUAUCUUGGCUAAGGCCAAGGUUUUCCGUUCCGGAGUCCAUUUCCCAGCCUUCAGUUUUGAGAAGCAUGCCGAGACGGAAGGAUUUGGAAAGAUGGCGAAACGGAUGCAGUAUUCUGUGGUUGGUUUACCGCACUACACGAUCUGGCACCUUUACGAACCAAGUGUUGACGACAUCAAGCAUAUGGAGGAGAUGGAGCAGGAGAGGCUCGCAAGAGAAAAAGAAGAACAAGAGAAGGCUGAGAAGGCCAAGAAGGUUAAAGAGCAGUUCGGAGAUGCAAGCAGUCAAUGGGAGAAAGACAAGUCGGACAUGCAAAAUAUGGUGACAGAAGAAAAGAAUGAGGCCAAGGGGGUAAAGGAGAUUGGAGACAAGAAGCAGGCGGCAAACAAUGACGAAAAGCCAGCAAAGAAGGAAAGAAAGGAGAAGAACGACGCUGCUUUCGUAAAGAAGGCAGAGAGCUGA
Molecule: messenger RNA, 1083 nt
Organism: Colletotrichum graminicola M1.001
Lineage: Eukaryota; Fungi; Ascomycota; Sordariomycetes; Glomerellales; Glomerellaceae
Exons: 4
Coding region: 1-1083 (360 amino acids)
Biological process (GO): cell wall mannoprotein biosynthetic process; protein N-linked glycosylation
Cellular component (GO): mannan polymerase complex
Molecular function (GO): alpha-1,6-mannosyltransferase activity
Source: RefSeq, a predicted model, not a curated record